Messenger RNA from Amorphotheca resinae ATCC 22711, 2007 nucleotides. RefSeq lists its product as hypothetical. NCBI's taxonomy places the organism in Eukaryota, Fungi, Ascomycota, Leotiomycetes, Helotiales, Amorphothecaceae. The record is from RefSeq and is a predicted model, not a curated record. The transcript is spliced from 13 exons. The coding region runs from base 129 to 1883 and encodes 584 amino acids.
GCGGGCCAGACUAACAUUAUCAUAAAUAUCGUCUUCCGUCUUCAGCCAGCUUUCAACAGAGAAGCAGAGAGACGAAAGAAUCAACCAACGCAUACGUACACUAUUGUGAUAUCCAUCUUUUUUUCAAUAUGGGUAGCGUAGAAGAUCCCCCCAAGUGGAUUGGUCCCUCCUCUGUCUACGAGGUCAAAAAUAUCACCCUCCAUGAUCCGGGCAACCGCAAACUUCGCGUUAUCACCAUUGGUGGCGGAGUGAGUGGCAUCAUGAUGGCCUACAAGAUCCAGCAGGAAUGCGAGAAUGUAGAGCACGUUGUGUACGAACGAAACAGUGGCAUUGGGGGAACGUGGUUUGAGAAUCGCUAUCCCGGCUGCGCUUGCGACGUACCUUCCCACGCUUACACUUACCCCUGGGCGCCCAACCCUGACUGGCGUGCUUUCCUGGCAUCCUCAAAGGAUAUCCUCACCUACCUCCAGAAGGUUGUUGAGCGCCUUGACUUAGCCAAGUAUCUGCACGUUAACCACCAGGUAGCCGGGGCUCGGUGGAAUGAAGAGAAAGGUAAAUGGGAGGUGAAAAUACAGGUCGUUGAGCCAAAAGCUGAUUGGUCAUCGCCCGAGCCCCUGAAAGUUUUGAGAGAGUUCGACGACGAAGCAGAUAUUUUGCUACAUGCGACAGGAAUCUUGAACCGCUGGGAUUAUCCUGAUAUUCCUGGACUGAAAGAUUUCAAAGGACGCAUUGUACAUACAGCUGGCUGGCCUGAUGACUAUGGUCAGGAACAGUGGAAAGGUCAAAAUGUUGUUGUGAUUGGCAGUGGUGCAAGCUCUGUCCAAACUGUUCCUACGAUGCAGCCUCAUGUCAAACACAUGGACAUCUUUGUCCGAACUCCCGUCUGGUUUGUCCAGAUUGUCGAUAACUUCGGUAACAACUACGAGUAUUCCGAAGAGGAACGCACUUUCUACCGCCGCAACCCAGACAAACUGGUGGCCCAUAUCAAGGAGUUAGAGGACGCUUUCAACAUUCGAUUUGACCACAACAUACUUGGCAGUCCGGAGCAGGUGGCCCUCGCUAAGCAGGUUGAGGCUCGUAUGCGUGAGAUGAUCAAGAACGAGACAAUUUUGGAAGGAAUCCUUCCGAGCUUCCCUGUGAACUGCAGGAGAAUGACUCCAGGUGAUCCAUACAUGAACGCUAUCCAACAGCCGAAUGUAUCGGUACACUUUACUGCAGUAACAAAUAUCACCCCCGAUGGUGUCAUCGGAGCGGAUGGCACAGAGGUGAAAUGCGACACUAUUGUAACCGCUACUGGCUUCGACGUGAGCUUCAAGCCACGCUUUCCUGUCAUUGGGAGGAAUGGGGUCGACCUACGUGAGAAGUGGAAAUACGCAGCAGAAGCUUACUUCGGGCUUGCCUGUGCUGACAUGCCAAAUUGGAUUACCUUCCUCGGUCCCAAUUGGCCUGUCGCAGCUGGGUCAAUUAUCGGUGCCCUUGACGCCAACGGCGACUACGCCAUCCAAUGCAUUCAAAAACUACAAAAAGAACUCAUCAAGAGUUUCUGUCCCAAACAAGAAGCUUCCGACGCCUACAACGAACAUACCCAAACCUGGGCCCAGAAAGUAGUCUGGGGUCAAGGAUGUCGAACAUGGUACAAAGACAACGAAACCGGUCGUCUGCGCGCCGUCUACGCCGGCUCCUCCCGCCACUACCGCGACAUGAUCUCUACCGUACGCUGGGAAGAUAUGGACAUUGAGUACCUGGACAAGCACAACAAGUACGCGUUCAUGGGCAUCGGGCGACACAUGUGCCAGAGCGCGGUGGGCAAGAGCAAGGGCGUGAACCCUUCGCCGUAUUGCGAUCCUAAGAGAGUAGAUGCGCGAUUUUUGGCUGAUGAUUGAUGAAGAAAUGCUUAUUAUGGGCUGGGGCCGCUUGGGGAGGAGGGGUAUGUUUGAUGCAGUCACUCGUUACGAUUACAGUCCUAGUUGGUUUGUGAAUAGCCUGGAUUCCUAUAUUUGGUGAUGC